Messenger RNA from Lactuca virosa, 447 nucleotides. NCBI's taxonomy places the organism in Eukaryota, Viridiplantae, Streptophyta, Magnoliopsida, Asterales, Asteraceae. The record is from the annotation of a GenBank genome assembly.
AUGUCGGAGGGUGAACACGAAGGUGUUGUUGGGAUUGAUCCAGCGGUUCAAUUAAAGCUCUGUAAAGUGAAGCAUCUGGAAGAUGAAACAGAGGAAUUGAGGAAGUCGAAUUCUAGUUUGCAGAUUGAAAGUCUUGAAGUGGGUGGUGGUCGUGUGGUGGGGAUGAUUGGUGGUGCAUGGUGGGUUGUGGGUUUUGGUGGUGGUGGAGGUGGGGUACGAUGGUGGGUAGUAGUAACGGGUGGUGGUGGUGGAGGUGGGGGACGAUGGUGGGUAGUAGUAACGACUGGUGGUGGUGGAUCCAGUUUGCUUUUAACUAAUUCAAGGAAGACUCAAAAAUCAGAAGGGAAGAAGCUGAAACGGCUUGCAGAACACCAGCAAAGUGCUUACGCUAUCUCAGUUUAUCCUUAUCUACAUGACCUUUUGUUGCUGGAAAAGAAGGUUGGUUAA